AUGACGCCCAAGACGCUGCACCACGUGGCGCUGGUGGGCGAGAAGGGCGGCGGCGGCGUGACGAUCACGGCGGCGCAUUACGCGGGCGAGGACGGCGCGGAGGUCGCGAUGAACACGGAGGAGAGCAGCACGUUCAAGCUGUGGGCCACGGAUUUCCUAGUGCAGCACAUCACCUUCGAGAACAGCCAUGGCCCCGGGAAGAAGGGCGGCAAGGAGGACCAAGCGGUGGCGCUGAUGGUCAAAGGCACGCGCAUCCAGUUUUACGAGUGCACCUUCCUCGGCUAUCAGGUGCUGCUAGCUGAGCCUUCUCUCUCCUUUGCCCCUCCUUCCCUCUUUGCCUCUGUCUCCCCCGCCGUCUCCCCCGCUGCCUCCCCCGCUGUCUCCCGCCAGGACACCUUGUACGCGCACAGCGGACUCCAGUACUACAAGAACUGCAUCAUCCAGGGUCGCAUGGAUUUCGUAUUCGGCAAUGCCAAGGCGGUCUUCGACGACUGCAUUUUCCGCCUCGUCUACUGGGGCGGCGCGUACUUUGCGCAGGCGCGCGCCGCGGGCGAGGAGACCGGGUUCGUCAUUCGCGGGGGGGUUCUCACACCGUACGGCAGCGAACAGCCGAUCCGCCCGGGUUACCUCGCGCGCUCCUGGGGCGACUACUCAACGGUCGUUUUCGCGAACACGUUUUUCGCGAAGGACGCGGUGCGGGAGGAGGGGUGGGGGUUCGUGAGCGGGUACACAAAAACGGAAUCACUCACCUUUGGAGUGUACAACGUCAGAGGUCCCGGGUUCAAUACCUCGGGAUGGCCAAAACACGCCAAGAUAAUGACUGCAGCGGAAAUCCAGCCGUAUCUUGCGAACGACUAUAUCAACGAUAUUGGAUGGAUUGUAGAUCCCGGGGUUCUGUUGAGGGGAGUGGGGGACGCGCUGAAUCCGCGCACGGUCAGCGCCAUGUGGGGCGCGGGGAACUCGAGGCAGCGGAAGGGCAAGGGGAAGAAGCGCAAGGAGAGGGGGACCGGCGGAGCGGAUGACGGGGGAGGUGGCAAGGACAGCGGCAGCAAAGGCGGCAGCGGCGGCAGUUCGAAGCAGCCUAGAAAGCCCCCUUCCCCGUCCCCCACUCCUACUCCCUCUCCUUCUCCCACUCCUCUGCCGUCUUCCCCUUCCCCAUCCCCCAAACAACCUGCGGCGCCCGUUCCGCCCCGCAACCCCCGCGUUCCGCCGAAGACCCCACGGCCGACCACACCAGUGCCUACUAAGCCGGCACCUAAACCAGUGGUACCCAAGCCGACUCCUAAGCUGCCGCCCAAGCCUGCUACUCCCGCGCCCAAAGUCCCUGUAACGAAGGUGCCUGUAACGAAGCCUCCUGUGACCAAGGUGCCUGUAACGAAGCCUCCCGUAACGAAGGCCCCAGUACCAAAGGUGCCCGUGGCGAAGGCACCUGUGCCCAAUGCGCCUGCCACCAAGCCUCCAAUCACAAAGGUGCCUGUAACGAAGCCUCCUGUAGCGAAGGCCCCAGUACCAAAGGUGCCUGCGAAGGUACCUGUGCCCAAUACGCCUGUCACCAAGCCUCCUGCUGCAAAGGUGCCUGUAACGAAGCCUCCUGUAGCGAAGGUUCCUGUCACCAAGCCUCCUGUUGCGAAGGUGCCUGUAACGAAGGCCCCAGUACCGAAGGUGCCUGUAAGCAGCCCAGGGGCGAUGCCCAAGUCCCCAGUCAGUAAGCCCCUGCCUCUGCCUGCAAAAACCCCCGGUGCGACCCCUGCUACUCCAGCCGUUCCCAUCCCUGCCAGACCCCUUCCCAAGCCUGUUCCCAAACCUGUCACCAAGCCUGUAACCAAACCUGUCACCAAGCCUGUCACCAAGCCUGUCACCAAGCCUGUGACCCAACCCACCGUGACCCGACCCCUUACCCGGCCCAGGGUGCCAGUCCCUGCAACAACUGUACCCCCCACCCUUGCGCAGCGUCCGCGUGUAACACCCCCUCCGGUAACCACCACCACCCCUGUGACAGGGAGCCUUCCCAGCAGGACAGCCCCCGGUGCUGCUGUACGCGUGCCCCCAAGGCCUGCUGCUGUCGUGCCCCCAAGGCCUGCUGCUGUCGUGCCCCCAAGGCCUGCUGCUGUCGUGCCCCCAAGGCCUGCUGCUGUCGUGCCCCCAAGGCCUGCUGCUGCUGUGGUUCCCCCAAGGCGGCCAGCGGCUGUUCCGCAAAGACCGACGGCUGUGAUUCCUCCAAGGCCCGCUGCUGCUGUUCCCCCAAGGCCCACUGCUGUCCCCCCGAGACCCACUGUUGUCCCCCCGAGACCCACUGUUGUCCCCCCGAAACCCACUGUUGUCCCCCCGAGACCCACUGUUGUCCCCCCGAGACCCACUGUUGUCCCCCCGAAACCCACUGUUGUCCCCCCGAAACCCACUGUUGUCCCGUCAAGGCCUGCUGCUGUGGUUCCCAGAAGACCCACUGCUGUGGUUCCCCAAAGGCCCGCUACUGUUGUUGUUCCCCCUAGGCCCGCUGCUGCUGUACCGGCACAGAAGCCUGCUGCAGUGAUUGUACCGCUGAGGAGGAGAAGGCAACCUGUAGCUGUGACACCUCCUGUCCGCAGACCAGUUGUGGCCCACCCUGCCGCCCCUUUGACUAGAACGCCCGCUGCUGCUCCCACGCGCACAGCACCGGCUGCUGCUGCGGCUACUACUGCUGCUGUUGAUGGCGGCAAUGGGACGCCCCUGAACAACGAGGAGCAGCUUCGGGCGUGGGAGAUUCAACAGCAACGGUGGCAGCAGCAGCAGCAGCAGCAGCAGCAGCAGGAGAGGAGGUGGGAUCAGCAGCAGAAGAAGCGAAGACAGUGGCGCAGGAGACGGCAGCAGCAGGCUGGCGCAUCUGCAGCAAGAGCAGCAGCAAGGGGAGGAAUAGGAGGAGGUGCUGGUGGUACUGGUACUGCUGCUGCUGCUGCUGCUGCUGCUGCUGGUUUUGGUGCAGGCGCACGGGUGAAGAUUGGAGGCAAGGCAGCGGUGAGGGGGAGAGGGAUGAAUCCUCAAUGGCGAAAGGUGUUGAGGAGAUGGGGCAGAAUAGGCGUAUGA
Molecule: messenger RNA, 3060 nt
Organism: Closterium sp. NIES-65
Lineage: Eukaryota; Viridiplantae; Streptophyta; Zygnematophyceae; Desmidiales; Closteriaceae
Source: the annotation of a GenBank genome assembly